Molecule: messenger RNA, 1074 nt
Organism: Penicillium vulpinum
Lineage: Eukaryota; Fungi; Ascomycota; Eurotiomycetes; Eurotiales; Aspergillaceae
Product: putative 3-hydroxyacyl-CoA dehydrogenase
Exons: 3
Coding region: 1-1074 (357 amino acids)
Cellular component (GO): cytoplasm
Molecular function (GO): oxidoreductase activity, acting on the CH-OH group of donors, NAD or NADP as acceptor
Source: RefSeq, a predicted model, not a curated record
AUGUCGCAAUAUAUCCCCAAUAUUCCUACCAAUUGCCUUGCCAAAAAGGUCGUUCUUAUCACAGGUGGUGCUAAUGGCAUUGGUGCGAGCCUGGUGACGCAAUGCUUGGAGCGUGGUGCCAAUGUAUGCAUUGGUGACCUCGAUAACAUCUCCGGCGAGCGUCUACUAAAGCAAUGCUGCGACAAAUUCCGCCCAGAAGAAGACAUGCCGCCGCGCGUGAUUUUCCAGACCACGGAUGUCACCAACUACCCAUCGGUACUGGCAUUGUUUGAUCUUGCUUUUAAGACAUACAAGCGCAUUGAUCAUGUUGUCUCGGCAGCUGGUAUCGUAGAAAUAGGGAAUUGGUUCGAUACUUCACUCACGCUGGAGACCGUUCGCCAGACCCCCUCUCACAAAGUCAUGGAUGUCAAUCUCCUUGGUUCGAUGUAUGUUACCCGAAUCGCCUCUGUCUACUUACGCCACAACCGUGGAUCCAAUUGCGACCGAUCGAUUCUACUAUUCUCGUGUGUCUCUGGUUUCAAGGACAGCCCGUCUCUUUUCAUAUAUCAAGCUUCCAAGCACGGCGUCGUUGGCCUCAUGCGUUCCCUACGCAACUAUAUCUCCUCUCCGUACAAACACUAUCUUCGUAUCAAUACCGUUUGCCCCUGGGUGACCCAGACAGAUAGCAUCAAGAAAGUUGAGGCACAGUGGAAGCAUGCUGAUCUUCCUAUCAAUACCCCCGAGCAGGUUGCUACUGUGGCCACCGGAGUAUUGACUGAUCAGUCUCUCAACGGCACAUCCAUGUUCAUUGAAGGUGGCCGUGCUUGGGAAAUUGAACAGAACAUCGACCGACUAGAGAGCGAAUGGCUAGGUGAAGCGCCGUCUAAGGCGCUUGCGUUGGGCCAGGGACUGCUCGAUGAUGGUUCUAUCUGGACUGCACCAGAGCGACCCCGGAAAAAGAGCACUAUUUGUGUUGGAGUGCCGCCGGGAGUACCUCUUGACAAAAUCAAUGGACUCACUAAUGGUGUGAAACAUGUUGUUUCUGGUGGAGUGACCAAUGGGAUGUCAAAUGGGUUGACCAAUGGUGUGCACUAA